UUAACCUCCUUCACUUGAACCCUUCGCCGCCAAACACAACAUUGUAGGCCUGUACGGUUCCUCCCCUUCUACCAAACCGCCAAUCCCCCUCUGCCUCCCUGCCUCCCUCUCUCUCUCAGACUUGGGUCUCUGUCUCUCCACGAAAUGUUGGAAGCUAUUCGAAUCUAUCCAUCUUCUACAUCCUUAAGAGCCAUCACAACCCUUUCUGAUUCUUCCUGUAAAAUCUCUCUAGGAUUUUUAAACUCUUUGACUCUCGGAUGCAGAUCGCCUUUUUCAUCCGUUUAUGCUUCUCGUGAGAUCCUGAGGUUUGGGAAGAGAUUUCUCGUUCUUCAGCAAGAAGGGUCUUUGCAAGAGCUCGAUGACUCACCCGUUUCUGUUGAGCUCCAACCCAUUUCUAGCGAAUCCAUGUUCGAUCGGGUUAUUAAUGGGGCUCCGAAGCGCGACGACGCGGUCGUAAUUGUCUGGAUGGCACGUUGGUGCAGAAAAUGCAUAUAUUUAAAACCGCAACUCGAAAAGUUGGCAGCAGAGUAUUACCCAGGAUUGCGGUUCUACCACGUUGACGUUAAUACAGUUAGCCAUAAACUUGUUGCGCGGGCUGGUGUAACUAAAAUGCCAACCAUACAAUUAUGGAUGAAUGGUGAGAAACGAGCUGAAGUCAUUGGUGGCCAUAAAGCACAUCUGGUAAUAAAUGAAGUCCGGCAGAUGAUUGAGAAUGAGUCCACUGAAUGAGUUAGUAGUGCAACACGUAAUUUUUCAUUAGUUAUCUUCUAAAUUCUUGUAAAUUCUGAAGGGCUAAAGGGCAAACACAUCUAAAAAAUUGUCGGCCUGAAGUAUCUAACAGUUUAAAGUGAAGAAAAAUGUACGAGUGCUUAUGAACUUAUUUUUUUCAAUGCACGGUCAUCAUUAAAUUGUGGAUUUAAAAUUUAAUAGUUUAGCCUCGGAUGCACCGAAAAAACAACUUUAUGAACAAUCGUACAUUUUUUUUCAUUUUAUGCCAUUAGAUGUUCCUAAUCAAUGAUUUUUUAGAUAUUUUUGCCUCCACCCAAAUCUAAAACCAAGGAAUUGAUUUCUGCAUGAUGCUGUAAGAGGAGAGAGCAACACUUGGGGUCCUAAAUAUGGUACUACGUGGCAAGUGGGGCUCACCCAUCUCAUGAUGGUCACUCUUUCCCCUUGCAUUUAUUUACUAUUGUUUCUGUAGAUGAGCAGUAGAACGCCGCGAUUUAAUGUUUAUAUUUUUUGACCUGUUAUAGCAAAAGGGAAUGAAUUGUUUUGCUACGUUUUCUUGGCCACCCGAUUUGCUUAUGGAGGUUCUUGUUUUAUUUUUUAAA
This is a messenger RNA of Prosopis cineraria, 1328 nucleotides long. Its product is annotated as thioredoxin-like 3-2, chloroplastic. The record is from RefSeq and is a predicted model, not a curated record. Bases 145 to 729 code for a protein of 194 amino acids. Gene Ontology annotation, cellular component: chloroplast stroma. The transcript has 5 exons. Lineage: Eukaryota; Viridiplantae; Streptophyta; Magnoliopsida; Fabales; Fabaceae.